UCAGAGAAAUGAUUCCUUUGUUUGGAGUCUUCAGAUUGCUCCUCAUCGGGAUUAUAGUUGGAACAGAUAUGGGAUUUGCUCUGUAUAGAAGAUUUAUCGCUCCUGUGAAUGGGCCUCAACUUUUAGUGCUAAGAUGGCAGAGUAACCAUGGGAGACUGGAAUUUUCUUGGAGGCAUCUUGGAGGAGGUCCACAUUCAUUCCACUAUUAUUGGAAAGGUCUGGUUAACUAUCCUAUUCAUAUUUCGAAUGCUUGUCCUAGGUGUGGCAGCUGAAGAUGUCUGGAAUGAUGAGCAGUCAGAAUUCAUAUGCAAUACAGAGCAACCUGGCUGCAGAAAUGUUUGCUACGACCAGGCCUUUCCUAUCUCUCUCAUAAGAUAUUGGGUCUUGCAAGUUAUAUUUGUAUCUUCACCUUCCUUGGUCUAUAUGGGCCAUGCUUUAUACAGACUAAGAGCCUUAGAAAAAGAGAGACAAAAGAAGAAGGCACAAGUAAGAAUGGAACUUGAAGGAGUUGAACUAGAAAUGACUGAAGAUCGGAAAAGACUGGAGCGAGAACUCCGGCAACUGGAGCAAAGAAAGCUCAACAAAGCACCCCUGAGAGGCUCCUUGCUCUGCACUUAUGUGAUACAUAUUUUUACUAGAUCUGCAGUUGAAGUUGCGUUUAUGAUUGGCCAAUAUCUUCUUUAUGGUUUUCAGCUCAAUCCUCUUUAUAAAUGUCAGAGAGAGCCAUGUCCAAACAUAGUUGACUGUUUUAUAUCAAGACCAACAGAAAAGACAGUGUUCCUAUUAUUUAUGCAAUCAAUAGCAAUUGUAUCAUUGUUUUUAAACAUCUUAGAAAUUGUCCAUCUAGGGGUCAAAAAAAUUAAAAAGGGACUUUGUGGGCCUGAUAAAAACAGGGAUGACUUUGAUGAUUUCUAUGUAAGUAAAUCCAAGAAAAACUCUGUAAUACCCCACCCUUGUAUGGGAACAUCCGCAACUCCACAAAAAACUCUCCCUUCUGCCCCUAGUAGUUAUACCCUGUUAAUAGAAAAACAAACUUACACAGCAGGCCAUGAUGUUCUAAAUUCAUCUUCUGCAUUCCAAUCUGUUAAAAACAACCAUACUGAAAAUAGCAACAAUCACAUUCAUGAUGAAAGGGAAAGUAAAUUGCCAGAUGAGAUGCAAACUUCUAAUACUUUGGACCGUCAUCCUCGAAAUACCAGCUCAAAUAAUAAUGAAGGCUUAAGCAAGGUAUUUGGGACAGAAAUUAAUGGUAGUCAGCAACAAGAUGAAAAGAAACAUUGCCUCAGUGGCAUGCAUUCUAAUCUAGUUGCUGCUUCAGGUCUGUGCUUGGGAAGCCUGGCUGAACUGCCACCUGGAAGUUCAUUGCAACCGGAUAUGACUUCCCCUAUUUCAAUUAACUGUGCUCGAAAGCUUCGUGGCGUCAGUUCCCCAUGGAACUGUUCUACAGUAGUUGAGAGUGAAGGGUCUCCAACAGAUUCUCCUUCCAUGAGCAGCAACCGAGGACAAGACAACUUCAGUGGAAGCAGAGCCCAAGGCCUUUCCAAGACUGACCUAAGAAAAAUUGGCAGACCAGACACUCCUGAUUCUCUAAGUGAGCUGAGCUCAGAAUCCAAACAGAGCAGAAAUUGUGAAAGUCCUCAGGCUUUUUCUCCCUCUCGGCGAAUGUCAUUGGCAAGUAAUGCCAGCAGCAGGCGUGCUCCCACCGAUCUUCAGAUCUAAGUGUUUGUUACCUUACCUAUAUGUUACAUGCAUGAGCACUGAGGGAAAUAGUGGCAUUAUUGGACACUGUCACAUGAAUUAUACCUAUUUGUAAUUGUAGUUAAGUUAAUCAACUUCCACCAGCUCUUUCACGGAGGUAAUGCAAAGAACUGUACACCCUUGUGCAGUAGUUGAUAAGAACUCUUGAAAUGAGAAAUUGAUAAUAAAAAAAUUAUCUGCUCUAUUAGAUUUUAGUCAUCUUUUUAUUAAAUCUAAUAGAGCAGAUAAUUAUUAAGAUGACUUAAAAUCUAAUACAGCAGAUAUCCCCAUUAUCUUUCCUGUUCCUAAAGCAAACAGAUGUCAAAGUAACUUUUAAUUUAACCCAGUAAUUCCUGUAUCAAGUCCAUCCAAGUUCAGCCUCAAAAAUCUAUGGAUCAGUGCAAAAAAAAUUUGGGGGUGGGGGGUGGAAGAAAAGUGAUGGAGAGAGGAGCCAUCUUUGUGUGGCAGCCUUGUGCCUCUUCAUUGCCUCUUUUCACCCUCACUCCCACAUAGCUCCAUGCCAGGGGGACUGUGCUGACAGGGAUUCGCUUGCUGCAGUUGCCUCUGAAAAGCACCUUAGUGGGGGUUCCACAUCAAAGAUGGGGAACAUGUAUUUUUUGUUUGUUUUGUUUUAGUGGGGAAAUACUGAAAAGAAUGGACCUCUACUGCCCCCUCUCUAGAUGUGUGGAAUCCACAUUCCACAAAGCACCUGUGAAAUAUAAAAGGGUUUAUGUGAGGAUGCGGAGAAGUGAGCACUAUUCCACGUAGACUGCAUGCUCCCAGGGAGCAGCCCCAGUUGUUUUGCUGGCCAGGGUGGAAAAUGUUUUCAGCACCCUCUCUGCCUAAGCAGUGGAGCAUCAAAAAAAACAAAAACAAAGCCAAACACCCUGUCCCCCCCAAAAACUAGAAAAGCCAAGUGUUGACACAGCCCCCUGGAAAAUUGGGGCCCAGGGCAAUUGAUCUGCUCACCCACCCCUAGAACAGGACAUACAUGCUCUCCUCUGUGCCUCCCUGAGUUAAAUUCACAGUUUUGAGCAAUAUUUCCAUAACUGAUAGUGCAACAUCAAGGUUAAAACAAGAACAACAACAAAAGCUAGGAAAUUGAAAAGUAAUUUUUCUUUUAGCAUUAGGCAUGUUGCACAUGCUGAAGUAUGUACUAUUCUUGUGUAUCUUGUUAAAUCUAUCUACCUUAGGUUUUUCUUUGGUGUCUAUCACUUUAGCAUCUGAGGUAAACACAUAGUUGUCUGUUAUUCUAUUGAUAUUGCUAAAUGAUUACCUUACCAUAUACAGGAUGUGCAAUAUGUUCCAUUAACAAUCAUGUAGUAAUCUUAACUUUUGCAUUUUCUGACUUUUAAAAUUUUAAUUGGGAAUACUUAUAUUUGCAAUAAUGUAUGUGUUUUGCAUUUAAUUUCCUGAUUUUUAAAAGAAAAAAUGCCUCUGCUUAAUGCACUCCUUUUGCACUGUUUAAAUAAUACAUAAGUAGCAAUAAUGUUACUUUUUAAAUGGUUCCGAUUGGGCUUUGAAGUUCAUAUCUCAGUUCACUGAAUUGUGCAGAAGUCCGUCAAAGAGUUUAUAUCCUGCUGCUUCUGUUUGGAGAUAGUUUACUGCAAGGAUGUGUCACAUAGUAAUGGCUGCAUACAGUAUCUUUUCAAUGGAAAAACAAACAUGAAAUUUAGCUAACAUUAAAACUUAAGAAUUUGCAGAAUAUGGCAGAAUGCAACAGAAAUUGUUGAAAGACCCAAAAAUAAAAUGGGUGUUAUUUUCACAUCCAGGAUUUUGUCCUAGUCCUGCUAAUGAUAAUAAUGAUUUCUAGAUCUUAUAUAAUGCUUUUCAUCAGUAUACCACAAAGCACUUUACAAACGAGAUAAAUAUUAUUAUCCCCAUUUUACAGAUGGAGAAACAGAGGGCAAAGCACUGAUUUUUUGCAAGGUAUUUGAGUGUGCAUAAUUCUUUAGUUUCCCCCGCAUGGAGCUCUCCAGCUGAAAUCUAUUCCCCAGAGUGGUGGAGAUAUUUCAGCCAUGUAUAACUUUAUUAAUAUUAACGCAAAUUAUUAUUCAAACCUGGUCAUGAUCAUAUUGAAGUGAACACUAUUUACAUCCCAAGUGUCAAAGUUCAUCUAUUUGUGUGUUCAUGUGGGAAUGAUUUUUU
Chrysemys picta bellii (western painted turtle) is the source of this 3885-nucleotide messenger RNA. Lineage: Eukaryota; Metazoa; Chordata; Testudines; Emydidae. The record is from RefSeq and is a predicted model, not a curated record.